Cyclocybe aegerita is the source of this 2697-nucleotide messenger RNA. Lineage: Eukaryota; Fungi; Basidiomycota; Agaricomycetes; Agaricales; Hemipholiotaceae. The record is from the annotation of a GenBank genome assembly.
AUGCCCAACCUAUUUUCGGGUCGCAAGAAAGAGAAGUAUAGCCAACGUUUGGGGGAAGACGUCAACACUGCUUUGAGCAAGGCCAGCAGCUACCGCAUCGUGGAGCAAAGAAUCCAUCCAGACCAAAAUUCGCUGGCGGAGGAGCUAUCGGCUUCGCAAGGGCACGUAUUACACAUAUAUGAUCCCAACACCAUGACGGCGGGGAAGCAUGCUCCUCGAGCAGCCGCUCCACCCAGCGCAUCGGAUUUUGUAGGGCUGGAACCGAGCUCAAGAAGGCGCUUUCCAAGAUCAGAAGAAUUCGGCGAGCACAACAAGGAGCCUCGUCAGGGCCUCUUCUGGUCCAGCAGCCAGCACCUGUAUGCUUCUUGUUCAGGCAAGGAAGUAUAUGCUGUACAAAGGAACCAUCCAGAGGUACACGCAAGGGACACCCUAUUCCCCCUGGCCCUUCCCGUGCACAUCGAGCCGGUUUUCCAAGAACCCCCAGGUCAAGAGAUGCAACCAAGGUCUAUCUCGAGACGUGCAACAUUCGGAAGGAGACCAGAUAACUUGAUUUCUGAAAUGACGACAAACACGCGCAGCUCUUCGAGAUCAGCCAGCCAAUCCAGCCUGGGUCAGGCCGGGAGUAUAAUAACCUAUUGCUCACAAGCCACUGCAGAUAACGAACCUGAAACCCCAGGCUCUCAUACUCAUUCCUUUUACAGCUCCAUGCCAUAUCUGCGCGAAACACCACCCAAUCCAGCUGAAGCACCGUUACCAUCUCCGCAUACCUUUGGCAUGCCCACACCACCUCAAGUAGAGCAAAUCAUGGGACAUCGAGAGGCGAGUUCGUACUUCAGUUUCAGGGAGGUUCCACCUCCUUUACCUCCUCUUGAUCACCCUGCUUUCCGAGAAUCGACGAAUGUCCUGGGGUUCUCUUCGACCCUCUCGCAGCACAGCAAGUUCGCAAGACACUCCCAUUCACUCCCAUCCCUCGCCCGUGCAAGAGGACACAUAAGAGGCGGCGGAAUUCAAAGAGGCACAGCUACAAGACCAAGAUCAAAAUCUAUCGCUGACACAAGCAAGCCAGUCAGAAAAGAUACUCCAGCAGCAGUCGAUGCAAAGCAAAGGUCUCAUUCGCGAUCACAAAGUCAGAGCAGCGUGGGCAGCAGCCGAAGGUCCAGCGCAGAUUACAGUGCAAAACAGGCUUCUUCACUCGCUGGCGGAUGUUGGGAGGUCGACGUUUCCAAGGCGAUGAUAAGGCUGGCUUUGGUGCAAGGAGAAGUACAAGGAGGUGGUGGAAGUCGAACUUUCGCGCGAGGCACAAAUACUACUUCCUUAUCCGGAAAGGCACGCGGGGACAACCAGUUAGGAGCGAGGCUGGGUCUGGGAUCACCGUUUUUCUUACAAGAUACCCUCGCGCAUAAGUUAUCGGGUAGACACCUAAGCAAUCGCGCAAAACCUAGUCCUAUAUUCGGCUCCAGUAACACCGGGAAGACCGCCACCAGGAGCUCGCGAGACGACAUUGUCAUGUCCCAUGGAGAGUCCGAUACGAUGACACCUGCCGCAGGCUCCAGGACUAUAGCACGGUCCAAAGAAAUGCUUGGGAGUGAUACCCCUUCUCCACAAGCCACCAGACCGCGACGCGGAGGAAGGACGAACAGCACACCAUCUCCUGUGCGCACGUCUUCUCAGGCACCCAAAAAACUUGAUACCGUGCCCGCCGUCGGGUCCAAUCAAGGCUCCUCCUCGCUCCUCGCUCCUCCAACCCUGGCUCUCAUCGGUCCUACCCCAGAGGCGUCUCCCGUGUCCCCGACACGGCGCUCUCAUCACAAGUCGUCGCCAACCGUACCUACCCGAUCCGCCCUCCGCCCUCCAAGCACGCCACCUGUCGUAGAAAAAUCGUUAUCGAGCGGAUCUUCGAAGAGAAAGGCAGAAGAAGCGGGAGUUGGUGGCGACAAGACCCCACCGAAAGAGGGAAAAGAGCACAAGACCACCUUCGCGCCUGACCCACGAAUUCAUCGAGCUUCUGGCACCUCCUCUCUGGGACAUGCUCCAUCAUCCUACCAUCGAAGCAAGCGUGUGCGACUGUCAAAUGGCUCGGACGGCAGUCCUCCCAAUGCCAAAAAUACUGGAUCAUGGUCGAGCAAAGGCAGCCACGGAGUAAUGUCUGGAUCGUCUCAUACACCAGGCCCUCCUGUUGCGCCGUCAGCAAGCUAUGCCGCGCAGAGCCAGCAACAGGAAUCACUUAGAGCGUCUUCCAGACGAAGUCUUUCACAGGCAUCCAUCCCCCUAUCUGCCUUGGUAUCACCCCACGCCCCGUCUAUCUCGCAUUCUGGCGCCUUUCACAUGCGUGACCCACGCAAGCCUCCGCCAAUACGGAGCACACCCUGGUCGCUAUCGUUCCCUUCUUACGUGCAGGAAGGCGAAUCCAGGUGGGCGUUCGCUGGGUGGGUGGAAAGAGGUGGCAGUCCGUUGCACGCUUGGAUCUUUUUUAUUGGGUUCAUUAUAUUCCCGCUAUGGUGGGUCGCUGCACUGUUUAUUCCUAUUCCAAGAACUAGAAGGCUCGGUGGCACGGAUGCGGAGAAAGGAGUUGUUCUGGACGACCCACAGGUGGAACAUGACGCACACUCGUGGCGAACACGAUGUCGUGUCAUGGCGGGUGUCUCCUUCAUCACAUAUAUCCCAUUCAUCGUUCUCGUUGCUGUCUUUGUAUCAUGA